AUGGGUGAAGAUCUCACCAGACGCCCCAACCCUAAGGGAUGGGUUCCUCCCAAAGCUCCAUACAACCCGUAUGACCCUACUGAUGAGAGACCUCCAGAAGGGUAUCCCUCUGAGUUCAAGACUCCCGGUGAGAGCCCCCAGGGCUUCUCUCUGAUACCGAAGAACCCUACGCAAUACCGAAAGGUUAACGAGACUAUGAAACGUCUCAACUACACCCCUCGUCCGGCGUCGGAAUUGUAUCCUGGUCAGUAUAAGGUGUUGCGUCGAGUGGACACGAACCAACGCCUACACACUGGAUCCCGUUAUUUCGGUACUUUUAUUACGGGUCUGGUGAUCAUAUACUUUGCAUUCUUCCACCGUUGGAACGAUGGCCGGGAAAACGUCAUGAGUGACUUUUAUCGGGCUCGACUCAAGUUGAAAGAGAAAUGGUUCGGAUUGAGCGAUCAAGAGUAUAAUGACUUGCACCACCCCAAGGAUUCUAAUGUCACCAUCAAAAACGUUAGGGAUGCCGAUUACAUUCCUGAAGAGUUACGAAAAACCCAAGAAGGUCAGUUUGCGUUGAAUCGGCCUUCAGAAAGACACGUCUUGGAAGCGAAUAGAAUCCAACAGGAGCAGGAAGAAGCUAUGUUAAGGGAGAUCGAGAUGCACAAAAAUUAUGCCAAGGAGUUGCAAAAGGAAAUGGAAGAAUUCGACAAAAAUGACUCGUCACAAGGUAGCAAGAAAAAGAAGUGGUGGAUUUUUUAG
Messenger RNA from Diutina rugosa, 744 nucleotides. RefSeq names its product Mcu1p (gene MCU1). NCBI's taxonomy places the organism in Eukaryota, Fungi, Ascomycota, Pichiomycetes, Serinales, Debaryomycetaceae. The record is from RefSeq and is a predicted model, not a curated record. Bases 1 to 744 code for a protein of 247 amino acids. The transcript has a single exon.